AUGUCUUGCUAUGACCUGUGCUCCACCGCUGUUGGUGGCAUCAACCGCCCUCAGCCGCUCACUGACAGCUGCAAUGAGCCGUGCGUGCGUCAGUGCCCCGACUCCACGACUGUGAUCCAGCCGCCUCCAGUCGUCGUCACCUUCCCUGGCCCCAUCCUCAGCUCUUUCCCCCAGGAUUCGGUUGUGGGAUCCUCUGGAGCACCCAUCCUUGGAGGCUCUAACUCACUUGGCUAUGGGUCCUCCCUGGGCUAUGGGGUUCUGGGAGGCUAUGGGUCCUCCCUGGGCUAUGGGGGUCUGGGAGGCUAUGGGGGCUAUGGCUCCUCCCUGGGCUAUGGGGGCUCCUCCCUGAGCUGUGGAGGUCUGUACGGCUAUGGGGGCUCCCUGGGUUACGGGGGCCUGUAUGGCUAUGGUAGAUCCUACGGUUCUGGCUCUUGCAGCCCUUACUCCUACCGGUACAGCAGGUACCGCCGUGGCAGCUGUGGGCCCUGCUAA
Molecule: messenger RNA, 492 nt
Organism: Opisthocomus hoazin
Lineage: Eukaryota; Metazoa; Chordata; Aves; Opisthocomiformes; Opisthocomidae
Product: scale keratin
Cellular component (GO): intermediate filament
Molecular function (GO): structural constituent of cytoskeleton
Source: RefSeq, a predicted model, not a curated record